Molecule: messenger RNA, 1359 nt
Organism: Cutaneotrichosporon cavernicola
Lineage: Eukaryota; Fungi; Basidiomycota; Tremellomycetes; Trichosporonales; Trichosporonaceae
Exons: 4
Coding region: 1-1359 (452 amino acids)
Molecular function (GO): SUMO-ubiquitin ligase activity
Source: RefSeq, a predicted model, not a curated record
AUGCCCCACCCACCAGAUCGUGACCCACGCUACGACCGCCACCUCGCCCCAACGCUCGCGGACGUACCACUCAACCCGCGCCGGCGGCUGCGGGACGGUACGGCCAGUGCGAGCGUUUCGUCACGCUCUUCAUCACGGAGUGCGCGGGGGACGAAGCGGACGCGCUCGGUGCUAUCCGAUAGCGAGGCGGAUGUGACUACCAACGCGGAGGCUAGUCGCCGCCUUCCUGUCCUGCAUCCCCGCCUUCCCCGCCCAGAUGAUGUGGAGGGCUCCGACGCUGGCCCAUCUCAGCCUCUGGAUGUGGAAGACGAACGCAGAUCAAGAUCAAGAUCACGUAGCGCUCAGCAGAUGUCCUCCCCAGGGGCCGAGGAAGGUCCCGCUGCACCAGAACAACCCGAGCCGGAAGAUGGCGGCACCGUCAGCAGUGAUGACGAGCCCCUCAGACGGUCACGCUUUCCCAGCCUCUUGGGCGCAGAAGGUACCACACAUGGUUCCAGUGACCCACACCCUAACAACACGAUCGAGUCUGACCUCACCGAGAACUCGGGCUCGGGCUCGAACUCGAACCGCUCGCCUUCACCGACCUCCACAUCGACGUCAUCUGGCCCUCGAUACACGACGCGAGAAAAGGGAAAGGGACGCGCGAUUCCCCGCGGCCUCAUCGAUGUGAGCGACAGCGACGACGAUGACAUGGUCGACGAGAGUAUCCAAUUCAUCGAGAGCCGGGCGGCACCGCCGAUCGAUAUCACGGACGACUAUGACGAGCAGGAGCCGCCUGAGGCGGCUAUCGAUGAGGAGAGCGCCAUCUCCGCGUUCACAUGUCCCAUUUGCUUUAUGGCACCGACGGCCCCUGCCCUCACACCAUGCGGGCACGUCAUGUGUUAUGGAUGCCUCCACCAAUCCAUGGUCGCCGCCAUGGGACGCCUGCCAAACCCAUACCCACGCUUUUCACCGCGGAGACGAGGAAGGAAACCGAAGCGCAGUCCUUUCGCCGAUCUUGGUGCAGGCGGGCGGUACAUUCCACCUGCCAAAUGGACAGAAGAAACCAUCAGAGAAGCCUGGAGCGCCUCGCAGGAUGACCGCUAUCGUCGCCAGCUCAUCCGCGACGGCUUGUCAGCCGCGGACAUCGAGGCGACUCUCAAGCUUGUGCGUGACGGGCGAGACGACAGCGUCAAACAUCCGCUCGAGGGACUGUGGGACCUGGGCAACAAUCGCUGGGUUAUCGAAGGCGACUGUCCGGUUUGCCGCAAACCGAUCCCUGGAGGGCUUGGACCGCUCGAGUACAGGCUCGGCCAUGUUGUACUGCUCGAGGCGAGGAUUGCGCGAGCGGGUGAGCCUGAAAUUUUGAGUCUGGUCUAG